CCGAGAGAACGGCCUGCAGCCUGCACCCGUCUCAGGGCGGGUUUAGGUUGAACUGGGGUCCAAGACUCUCGGGGUUUAGGAAAAGACUUCUCCAGGAGAAUGGCUGGGCACUGGAACAGGCUCCCCAGGGCAGGGGUCUCGGCUGCAAGCCUGACGGCGCUCAGUAAAGGUUUGGACAGCGCACGUGUGUGGUUCUUGGCUCCUGCGUGGAGGCCGGGCCUGCACUCGCUCAGCCGCGGGCCCCCUCCGCCUCGGGCCGCUCCCUACCAGAUUCCGGCUGCUGCCUUCGCCUUGCGACGAGGUUUGUCCCUCCGCGGCCUCCCCCUUCCCGGCGCGAGCCCCCUCGGCCUCGCGCUUCCCUGUCGCCUUGGUGACGGCCGUUCCCGCCAAUCGGCGGCGAGGGCGGGAAGGGCGGCGGCGGGCGAUGGCGGCGGGCGAUGGCGGCGGCCAUGAAGCGGCGGCGCGGGACGGAGCCGGAGCCGGAGCCGGAGCCGGGCUGCCUGCGGGCCUGGGCCGCCCACAGCCGAGCGCUGGUCGGGCGAUGGACGACGGCGCGGGGCGGCGGAGAGGCGCGGCAGGAGCGCCGGCGGCUGCGAGACGAGUUCCGGGAGCUGCUUCUGAGCAUCCGCGGGCUGCCGGCUGCCCUCCCUGCCCUGCCUCUGGAACUCACUGUCCUCUACAACUCUCUGCUUUUCACUGUGGGAGCAUCUGACUCUGCCAUCAGAGGAGAAGCAGAAGGAAUACGCCAAGGGCUCCUCAGGGUUCUGGAAGCUUGUGGGGCCUGCGGACAGGACCUUGGCACGGAGGAGCUGUGGGAAAAGGUGCUGCAGGAGGUAACCGUGGAGGAGCUGCAGGCACCUCUGCACCGCCUCGCGGCCCUGCAAGCAGCCUGGUGGCUGGCAGCCAGCCAGCUGGGAAGUGUUGCUGGCCUGUUCCAGCUCCUGAGCACCGCUGAGGACCCAGGAAGAGCUCACUGCAGUGAGGGGCAGAACAAACUCCUCUCCAUGAUCAAGGCAUGGUGGGUCCCUCCUGAGGGGGCCUCCCUGCCUCUUGUACAAAGCGCCAAGGACUUGAAGGAAAUCCUCUGCACUGCAGCAGCCUUCCUGCAAGGGCUGCAGGAGCUGGAGGCUGGGAACUUCCCCACCGCCCUUUCCCUCCUUCUGGAAGCUGCAGGAGGAUUCUGCUCCAAGAAUAUCCUGGCCCAGAUCUACACCUGCCUUGGCUGCUGUGCUCAGCGAAUGGGCAAGCCUCAGACAGCCCUUCAGCACCUGAAACGGGCCCUCCAGGUAGAUUUCCAGUGCCUUCCUGCCCUGUCCCAUGUGGCAGCAGUGUACCAUGAACUGGGAGAGACCGAUGCAGAGCUGCAGGCCCUGACCCUACUCUACGAGGCUCUGGGAAAAAGCCCUCCAGCAGCUGCUUCCUCUAGCCCCUAUUUCCUGAUGCGAACAGAGCUGCUUGUCCACGCACCAGUACUCACUUCCCUUCUUCGCCAUCGCCACCCCUCUGAAGUGAAGUACCUUCUGGCACAGCGGUGUCUCCAGAAUGGGAGGGUGGCUGAUGCAGUGGAACAUUACCUGGAUUUUCUGUCUCUCCUUCAGGAGGGGCUGCAGCAGCAGGUGCCCCUGGAUGGUAGCUCAGCUCUGCCCAGGAUCCCAGAGGUGUUCCUGGAAGCAGCAUCUGCCUUGGAGCAGGCUGGGAGGCACCAGGAUGCCAUAACUGUGUGUGAGGAGGUCAUCAGCCGGACAACUGACCUCAUUCCACGCGUCCUACGAGUGGAGGAGAGGCUGGAGCAGCCAGAGUCCUCAUCGCCUGGGGCAGAACUGGCAGGUGGACUCCUGUCCCAGAAGAAGGAGAGCCUGUGCUGCCUUGCCUGGAGGGCAGCUGGAUACCUGCACCAGGGCUGGGCAUGGGCCAAGCUGGGCGAGAGCAAGGAAGCUGUGACACAGUUCAGCAGGUGCCUCAGUGAUCUCCUGCGUGUUCAGCUUCAUGGGUCUGGCGUCAAAAGGACAGAGAGGCUGAGCUUUGCCAUCUGUCUCCAGAACUGGAGGAUGAGCAGCCCAGAGAAUCUCCAGCCAGAAGUGGAGGUGCUCCAGAAGAUCAGGUUGCUCUCUCUCAUUGGGCGAGGAGCGCAGUUCCUGGAGCUGGGGAGGAACAAAGAAGCCCUGUUGGAUUUCCAGCACAGUUUGCAGAUCUCACCAGGUGACCCAGCUGCUGUCUCCUACCUGGUGCAGGCCUUGUGGAAGCUGAACCGAAAGCAGGAGGCUGCUGCUCAGUGGCAGAAGUUCUCCCAGAGCUCCCCUGGAGAGGAUGGGCAGCAGCAAGGGCAGGGAAGGCCCCUCCCCUUGUACCUGGUUUCAUGUCUGGAGCAGGCGGUGUUCCCUCACAGUGAACCUCUUGCCAGAAGCAUACAGGAUUACCUCGGGGCAGCAGCCCAGGACACUUCAAGCUGACCUGGUCAUGCCCCCCAUACCCAUCUGCUGAGGUCUCCUUGCACUUGGCUGGCACAAGGCCUUUAAGAACUCCUUCAAGACUUAGAAUUACUCUGUGAUGAAGCUAGAUUCCCAAAGGACAGAAACAGAAUAGAUCUCCUUUUCUAAUAAAAAACUCAGCUCUGUUUA
This is a messenger RNA of Motacilla alba alba, 2618 nucleotides long. RefSeq names its product FA complementation group G (gene FANCG). Gene Ontology annotation, biological process: interstrand cross-link repair. Gene Ontology annotation, molecular function: protein binding. The coding region runs from base 438 to 2450 and encodes 670 amino acids. The transcript is spliced from 15 exons. Gene Ontology annotation, cellular component: Fanconi anaemia nuclear complex. The record is from RefSeq and is a predicted model, not a curated record. NCBI's taxonomy places the organism in Eukaryota, Metazoa, Chordata, Aves, Passeriformes, Motacillidae.